This is a messenger RNA of Brassica oleracea var. oleracea, 1779 nucleotides long. RefSeq names its product cytochrome P450 71B11. The coding region runs from base 187 to 1677 and encodes 496 amino acids. NCBI's taxonomy places the organism in Eukaryota, Viridiplantae, Streptophyta, Magnoliopsida, Brassicales, Brassicaceae. The transcript is spliced from 3 exons. The record is from RefSeq and is a predicted model, not a curated record. Gene Ontology annotation, molecular function: monooxygenase activity; oxidoreductase activity, acting on paired donors, with incorporation or reduction of molecular oxygen; iron ion binding.
CUUAUGUAAGUUACAACGUCAUCUCAAUGACAAAAGUUGCAUAAAUAUGUUGCCACCGUCUGCUGCCUGUAACACAACUACUCCCACAACAACAACAAAAAAAUCAAAAUUCCUCUCUCGUCUCCUUCUCCUCUUCCUAUCUUUCUACAAUCGUCAGCACAAAGUCUAGGACUUGAAGGAAGCAAGAUGAGUAUUUUGUAUAUCAUCGUUGCAAUCAUCUUCUUUGCAUCUAUACUCGCUGCAAAGAACACCAGAAAGACAAAGAAAAACCUACCUCCUGGACCACCUAGACUUCCUAUAAUUGGCAACUUGCACCAACUGGGAUCCAAACCUCACCGUUCGAUGCUCAAGUUAUCUGAAGAAUAUGGAUCUCUAAUGUCCCUCAGGUUCGGAAACGUGUCUACCGUUGUGGCGUCAAGUCCAGAGACGGUGAAGGAUGUCUUAAAGACGUUCGACGCAGACUGUUGUUCCCGACCUUAUUUGACUUAUGCUGCAAGAGUUUCAUACAAUUUAAAUGAUCUUGCCUUUUCUCCUUAUAGCAAAUAUUGGAGGGAAGUACGGAAGAUGACGGUUCUUGAACUCUACACCGCGAAAAGGGUCAAAUCUUUUCGACAUAUAAGAGAAGAAGAAGUUGGUUCCUUUGUUGAUUUCUUGAAACAAUCUGCUUCAUUGGCCAACCCGGUUAACUUGAACAAGAAGUUAAUGAAGUUGUCUGGAAGUGUGAUUUGUAGAGUUGGUUUUGGGAUGAAUCUUAAAGGGAGCAAACUUGAGAAUACUUAUCAGGAAGUCAUUCAAGGAAUCAUGGAGGUGUUGGGGAGUUUUGCAGCAGCAGAUUACUUCCCGGUAAUUGGUAAAUUAAUCGAUAGGAUCACAGGGUUACAUAGCAAAUGUGAGAAGGUUUUCAAAGAAAUGGAUGCAUUUUUCGAUCAAUCUAUAAAGCAUCACCUUGAAGAUGAGAGCCUUGAAGAUGAUAUCAUAGCCUUGCUCUUAAAAAUGGAACGGGGAGAGACUUCACUUGGAAAGUUUCAACUUACAAGAAACCACACCAAAGGAAUUCUUCUAAAUGUUCUUAUUGCUGGAAUAGACACUUCUGCUCAUACUGUGACAUGGGUGAUGACACAUUUGAUUACAAACCCAAGAGUUCUGAAGAAAGUGCAAGCUGAGGUUCGAGAAGUGAUAAGAAACAAAAACCAUAUCACAGAAGAAGAUAUCGAACGACUCGAGUAUCUAAAAAUGGUGAUUAAAGAAACAUUUAGGAUAAGCCCACUUGUGCCACUUCUUAUUCCAAGAGAGGCUUCAAAAGAUAUCAAGAUUGGAGGUUACGACAUUCCAAAGAAGACAUGGAUCCAUGUCAAUGUAUGGGCUGUUCAUAGGAAUCCAAACGUUUGGAAAGAUCCAGAAACUUUCAUCCCCGAGAGGUUCAUGGACAAUGGGAUUGACUAUAAAGGUCUAGACUUUGAGUUGCUGCCUUUUGGUAGUGGAAGGAGGAUGUGCCCUGGUAUAGGUAUGGGUAUGGCUUUGGUACACUUAACUCUUAUCAAUCUUCUUUACCGUUUCGAUUGGAAGCUUCCGGAAGGAAGGGAGGCAAAAGAUGUUGAUCUUGAAGAAUCAUAUGGACUUGUCUGUCCUAAGAAAGUUCCACUUGAGCUUAUCCCGAUUCUUACUCAAUGGACUUGACUUCGAUUUAUAUUUUAAUGUAACCUUUGAAAGUGUUUUAAAGGUCUUACCAAUAUCAGUUAUCAUUAAGGAAAUUGUUUGAUGAAUCCAUCGUUUAGCACA